AUGUUCUCUCGAACUGCGUUCUCGGCUUUCCGCCCGGUCUCACGGCCAUUCCUGAGUACCACUCGCGCCCCGGCUUUCGCGCUUCCCUCGGUCCUUCAUGCGCGCCUCUUGUCCUCCGAAACCAAGGCGGCAAUUGAUAAGGCAGUUGCCUCCGCACCUGUCGUUCUUUUCAUGAAGGGCACUCCCGAAACACCCCAGUGCGGGUUCUCGCGCGCAAGCAUUCAGAUUCUGGGUCUGCAGGGCGUUGAUCCCAAGAAAUUUGUCGCGUUCAACGUGCUUGAAGACCCCGAACUGCGCCAAGGUGGGCUGCUCGUUCUUGGCGUCAAAGAAUACUCGGAUUGGCCAACCAUCCCGCAGCUGUACCUGGACAAGGAGUUUGUCGGAGGCUGUGAUAUCUUGAUGACCAUGCACCAGAAUGGAGAUCUUGCCAAAAUGCUGGAGGGCAAGGGUGUUCUGGUCGCGGCGGAUCAGUAA
This is a messenger RNA of Penicillium atrosanguineum, 474 nucleotides long. RefSeq names its product monothiol glutaredoxin GRX5. The record is from RefSeq and is a predicted model, not a curated record. The coding region runs from base 1 to 474 and encodes 157 amino acids. NCBI's taxonomy places the organism in Eukaryota, Fungi, Ascomycota, Eurotiomycetes, Eurotiales, Aspergillaceae. The transcript has 3 exons.